AUUUAAGCUAAUUCUAAGCACUGUGAUAUUAUUAUUUAUGUAUUAUUCUGUAGUCCACUUGAUUAUAUCUGUCUCUCUAUUCUUUUAUACUUAGAUAUUUGGGAUCAUCAUGCCUCAUGUUCGAAACAAGAAAAAGUCUUUUGCAGCUCAGAUUGCUUCUUUGACAAAUGAAUCUUACAAACAACUGGACUUUUUGCCCGAGAAGUUAAGAGCAAAGCUGCUUCCAUUCCAGAAAGAUGGCAUCACCUUUGCCCUUGAAAGAGAUGGCAGGUGUAUGGUGGCUGAUGAAAUGGGUUUGGGAAAGACAAUCCAGGCAAUUGCAAUAGCUUAUUUCUAUAAAGAGGAAUGGCCACUUUUAAUAGUGGUCCCUUCAUCUCUGAGAUACCCUUGGACAGAAGAAAUUGAGAAAUGGAUUCCAGAACUGGAUCCAGAAGAAAUCAACGUUAUCCAGAAUAAAUGUGAUGUUGGGGGAAUAUCAACCAGCAAAGUAUCUGUUCUGGGUUAUGGUCUUUUAACAACAGAUGCAGAGAUUUUGAUAGAUGCAUUGAAUAACCAGAACUUCAAAGUAGUGAUAGUGGAUGAGUCACACUACAUGAAGUCCAGAACCGCAGCUCGCAGCAAGAUUUUAUUGCCCAUAAUACAGAAAGCCAGACGAGCCAUUCUUCUUACAGGGACGCCAGCUUUGGGAAGACCUGAAGAGCUUUUCAUGCAGAUUGAAGCACUCUUCCCUCAAAAAUUUGGAACAUGGACUGACUAUGCCAAAAGAUAUUGUAAUGCACAUAUCAGAUACUAUGGUAGAAGAUCCCAGUGGGAUUAUAGAGGGGCAUCAAAUCUUAAUGAGCUUCACCAACUGCUAAGUAAUAUAAUGAUUAGAAGAUUAAAGAGUGAAGUUUUAACCCAGUUGCCCCCUAAAAUCAGACAGCGUAUUCCAUUUGACCUUCCAUCAGCAGCAGCCAAAGAAUUGAAUACCAGCUUUGAAGAGUGGGAAAGAUUAAUGAAAUCUCCAAAUUCAGAUACCCCAGUGUCUCUCAUGGGGUUGAUCACUCGCAUAUAUAAGCAAACUGCUAUUGCCAAGGCAGGAGCUGUGAAGGAUUAUAUUAAGAUGAUGCUCCAAAAUGACUCACUUAAAUUCCUGGUUUUUGCACACCAUUUGAGCAUGCUCCAGGCUUGCACAGAAGCGGUCAUUGAGAACAAGACUCGUUAUAUUAGGAUAGAUGGCAGUGUUCCAUCUUCAGAAAGAAUACAUCUGGUCAACCAAUUUCAAAAGGAUCCUGACACCCGGGUGGCUAUCCUAAGCAUUCAGGCUGCUGGCCAGGGUUUAACAUUUACUGCUGCUAGUCAUGUUGUAUUUGCUGAGUUGUAUUGGGACCCUGGACAUAUAAAACAAGCCGAAGAUCGUGCUCACCGAAUUGGACAGUGCAGUUCUGUGAAUAUUCACUACCUGAUCGCCAAUGGAACUCUAGACACUUACAUGUGGGGGAUAUUGAAUCGUAAGGCUCGAGUUACAGGGAGCACACUAAAUGGUAGGAAGGAACAGCUUCAGGCAGAGGAAGGGGAUAAGGAAAAAUGGGAUUUCCUGCAGUUUGCUGAAGCUUGGACUCCAACCGAGUGUGCUGAAGAGCUCCAGAAGGAUGUCCUGUUCACUCAUUUUGAAAAGGAAAAGCAGCAUGAUAUUCGAUCAUUCUUUUUACCAAAACCUAAAGAAAGACAACUGGUGUCCUCCAGUGAUGAAGCAAAGAUACUUCAGGAGAAAAAUACUGUGGCGGCAUCAGACCCCAGGAAAAGAACUGCAGGAGAUAUCACCGAUUGUGAAAGUGGUUUUGAACCUGAAGCUAAAAAAUUGAAACCAGUCACCACCAAUGACUGUGGCAGACCCCCGGCAGAGAAACCAUCAGGGUCCAACGAAACCAGAGUUCCCAUGGUGGACAGUGUCCACAAGGCCCCAUCCCAGUCAACUGUUCCAUCCCUUCCUGAACAAGACUGGCAGUGCAGUUUCUGCACCUAUAUCAACAAUUCAAUGUUACCUUAUUGUGAAAUGUGUGAGAACCCCCAGGGCGGAGCCGAUAACCUCAACCAUAUCCAAGAUAAAAACAAAAGUGAGAAGGAUAAUUCUCAGAAAAACCCCCCGGAAGAAGUUUGCUCUAGCUCUGAUUGUGAAAAUCAGAUCCCUGCACAACGAGACCAUAGCCAGAUGGCUGCGAGCAAGAAGACACCCAGACCUGAGAGAGAAGAAGGACUCACACUCCAGACAGGUAAAAGGGAAAUAGAACAGUUGAAGAAUUCAGACACGCUGCCAGUAUAUGAUACCCUAAUGUUUUGUGCAAGUAAGAAUACUGACCGGAUUCACCUGUAUACUAAGGACAGAAAACCGAUGAAGUGUAAUUUCAUACCUUUGGAAAUAAAAUUAGACCUUUGGGAAGAUUUACCAGCAAGCUUUCAGCUGAAACGAAAUCGCUCACUGAUUUUAAGGUUUGUUCGAGAAUGGAGCAGCCUGACUGCGAUGAAACAAAGGAUAAUCAGGAAAAGUGGGCAGCUGUUCCGGAGCCCCAUCCUUGCUUUGGAAGAAAUCACCAAGCAACAACCCAAACAAAGCAGUACCAAGAGGUACAUAACCAAAGAAGAUGUUGCCAAAGCCUCGAUGGACAAGGUGAAGAAUGAAGGGGGCUAUGUCCGCCUCAUCACAAAGGAAUCCAGGCCAUGGGAUUGUUCCCCAAAAAAGUUCCAUGAAGAUGGAGCCUGUGUCCCGAGUCUAAAUCCCUGCGCAGCCCAAGCUGAUCUCAAUGGAAAGUCUUUUACAUCUAAAGGCUAUUUGCAAGCUGUGGAUACUGAAGGAAAUGCGCUGUGUCUCCACUGUCAGCGUCCCACUUGCCAAACGAAGCCGGAGUGCUCAGCAAGCGCCUGGGAUGCACGGUUCUGCUCUCUGAAAUGUCAGGAAGAGUUUUGGAUUCGAUCCAAUAACAGUUACCUGCGAGCCAAAGUCUUUGAAACAGAACGUGGUGUGUGUCAGCUGUGUAACGUGAAUGCCCAUGAACUCUUUCUACGACUGAAAGGUGCUCCUGCAAGUCAGAGGAAGGACCUCCUGGAUGCCACCUGGUCCUCUACGCUUCCAUUAGAACAGCUAAAUGAAAUGAUUAAAAAGCCGAGCGAAGGACAUUUCUGGCAGGUGGAUCACAUCAAGCCGGUGUAUGGGGGCGGAGGGCAGUGCUCGCUGGACAACCUGCAGACUCUCUGCACGAUCUGUCAUAGAGAGAAAACCGCCAAUCAAGCCAAGGAAAGAAGUCAGAUGAGGAGACAGUCUCUAACAGCAAAGCAUGGAUCAGACAUCACACGGUUUUUGGUAAAGAAGUAGAACAUCCCAUGAAUGGAUGGCAAAUGGUUUACAUGUAGGAGAACUGAACACGAUGCUUUUCAUUUUUCAUUUUUACCUGGUAUUUCCAGGCUGAAAUUUUUCAGAGCAAAAAUCAAGAGCUCUGAUUGUGGUCUUGUGCUAAGUGCUUUCUUGUAUUGACUCGUUUUUGAAGUUACAUAACUGAAGCUGAGGUACAAUGCUAAAUGUGUAUGAUCUUGUUGAUUUCAUGUAUACUGCCCGUUACGUCCCACAAGGCUUUGCGAAAUUUGCAUUUCCCCCAUUAUAGGCCUUAUUCACUGUGUUACUCAUAGAUGAUGUUUGUAAAAUAUGCUCUUAACUAUCAGGAAAAUGUUCUGGAUCAGUAUCGGUUCUGGACUGUAAUAAGAAUAGCUGGAGGCUUGCAAGCAAGAGAAAUUUUGGAGGCAAAUCAUUUUUCAGGAAUUCUAAGCCAUGCAUGACCAACCUGCUCAAUAGUCUUGUCACUAAACCUCCCAGAGGGGCUUGGGGCGUUGUGGAUGCUGCCUUUGCCGAAUUUCUUAAUUAGUCUC
Molecule: messenger RNA, 3897 nt
Organism: Ochotona curzoniae (black-lipped pika)
Lineage: Eukaryota; Metazoa; Chordata; Mammalia; Lagomorpha; Ochotonidae
Gene: ZRANB3
Product: zinc finger RANBP2-type containing 3
Exons: 20
Coding region: 110-3349 (1079 amino acids)
Biological process (GO): replication fork processing; DNA repair
Cellular component (GO): nuclear replication fork
Molecular function (GO): nucleic acid binding; zinc ion binding; endonuclease activity
Source: RefSeq, a predicted model, not a curated record